This is a messenger RNA of Linum tenue, 960 nucleotides long. NCBI's taxonomy places the organism in Eukaryota, Viridiplantae, Streptophyta, Magnoliopsida, Malpighiales, Linaceae. The record is from the annotation of a GenBank genome assembly.
AUGUUGGAAGAAACGGUAGCAUCCGCUGUACAUUCUUCGAUCUGGGCAUCCAUGACCAGCUGGUGCACACCCACUCUCCUUUUCCUCUUCCUGAACAUCAUGAUUGGCACCAUUGCCAUCACCUCCAGCUUAGCUUCCCAGAAGGCCGUCAAUCAUCAAGACGACCACCACCACCACCAGCAGCAACAUCAGCAACAAGAUAAACAGCACCACCACCAGCAGAUUUGGAGGUCACCAUCCAUGCUGCAGAGGCUCAAGUCCAUCAACUUCUACAGCCACAGAUCUCAGGAACCCCAAGUCCAUACUACUGUAGCAGCAGCUUAUGAGAAGCCUCCAUCGGAGGGAGUAUUCGAGACUGCUACGCAUUAUUUUGGAAGCUAUGACCAAACCCACCAGGAAAGCCAGCAGGCGGCGGUGCCGGCUCUCUCCAGAUCUCCUUCCGUGCUGCAGAGGCUGAAAUCGUUCAAUCCCUACAAUUACAUCCAGUCCCCCCAAAUCCCAACCACGCCGCAGCGGGAGGAGCCAGAAGCUGAGAUUGUUGAUUACACGACCCGGGAGCAGCAGAUCGAGGCGGAGGAAGCGGCAGAGACGCUGGACGAGAUAUACAGCAAGCUGCGAACCGGCAACAAACUGGUGGGGAGAUCGAAAUCGGACACGAAGCCCGUAGCCGGGGAAGUGCCCAAGAAGCUGGCGAAGAAGAUGAGGAAAUCGGCUAGCACGAGGUCGGCGUUCGCCCAUUUCGAGGAAGUGGAAGUGGUGGAAGCGCGGAGGCCGGCGACGGUGAAGGAAGGGAAGAGCAAGAAGUUGGUCGCCGAUGAGGAUGGAGGGGAGGACAGCGGGGUGGAUGCCAAGGCGGACGACUUCAUCAACAAGUUCAAGCAGCAGCUGAAGCUGCAGAGGGUCGACUCCAUAAUCAGGUACAAGGAGAUGGUGGGCAGAGGGAGUGGUACUGGGAAGUGA